Molecule: messenger RNA, 1211 nt
Organism: Drosophila albomicans
Lineage: Eukaryota; Metazoa; Arthropoda; Insecta; Diptera; Drosophilidae
Product: glycoprotein-N-acetylgalactosamine 3-beta-galactosyltransferase 1
Exons: 4
Coding region: 26-1171 (381 amino acids)
Cellular component (GO): membrane
Molecular function (GO): N-acetylgalactosaminide beta-1,3-galactosyltransferase activity
Source: RefSeq, a predicted model, not a curated record
ACAACGCAGCAGCCGCAACGUCGUCAUGACAACGGCCAAAGGCAAAACAAUGACCAAAUUCGCUUGGCAAUUGCGAAGUCAGCUGCAUUUGCUAACGGGAUUCAUAGCCGGAUUCGUGUGUGCCUUUGUGCUGCUCCUCCACAUCUACGAUGUGCGCAAUGGAAUCAACUGUUCAACCACCACCGCCAUAAGCAGCAGCAGCAGCAUCAGUAGUUUUAUCGGUUCCUCAGCUGCUUCAAUGAGUCUCGCGCAGUUUAAAAAUGAGUUGCAGUGGAAGGUGCCACCAGCUCGGGUGCUGUGCAUGGUGCUGACCUGUCCGGAGUACGUGGAGCGCUAUGCUCAGCAUGUGUAUGCCACUUGGGGCAGACGCUGCACCAAGUUGGUGUUUGUCAGCAGCGAGGACUAUGAACCCCUCGGGGUGGUCCAGGUCGUGGACGCCGAUGGAGGCUCAUAUCACGAUCUGUGGAAUAAAACGCGUGAGGGAUUCCGUCAUGUCUGGCAGGAGUAUGGAGAGGAGUACGAUUGGUUUCUCAAAGCCGAUGACGAUACCUAUGUCAUAAUCGAGAAUCUGCAUCACAUGCUCAGCGCCUACGAUGCGAAUAUGCCGCUCUAUUUUGGCUAUCAGAUGCGACGCUAUAAUGUGAGCUACAUGUCUGGUGGUGCUUCAUAUGUGCUCAGUCGCGAAGCAUUGCGCCGAUUUAUGAAACAGGCUUACGGAUUUGAUCAAAUCUGCCCAGAAGCUAGGAAGAUGGGCAUUGAAGACUUCUACAUGGGAAUUUGUUUGCAAAAUGUGGGCGUUCAUUUAAUUGACUCGACACGAGCCGUGGCCGAUGAUGACAAGCCGAAAUUCUUUCCCUUAGAUGUGGAGAGCUUUCUUUAUAAAAGCAAUGAGAGCAUACCAACAUGGUUACAAGAGAUGAGUGUCUCAGAAAUAGAUACGGGCCUUAAUUGCUGUUCAAACUAUUCAAUUGCCUUUCAUUACACUAAACCUGAACGUAUGUAUCUCUAUGAAUUUUUGCUAUACCAUUUGCGAGUAUUUGGCCAAAAGUGGAGUGCUGAGCAGUUGCCCAGGCGAUGGACAUUUUCCGAAAUGGUGGAAAUGUAUCCACUUGAAAAUAAUUCGGAAAUAUUAGAUUUGAGACAAAUGUCAGAGAAGCCGGAUAAUUUUUAGUUUGUAUUUUAGAUGUGAUUUUGAGCAACGAUAAUUUAAC